AUGGCCUGGUUUGCUGGAAUUCUCUGGUAUGGGUGGAAGAUGAGGAAUCAGGUGGCUCAUGGAGUUAAUCAAUGGAGUAGAGUCCUCUUUUGGCAGAAUUGUCAAAAGUUUGCCUUGGAGAUUGCUAAGCUAAUGGACAAUGGGGAUGAGAACAAGGGUAAUGAUAGACUGGUUUCAUGGAAGGCUCCAGAUGUGGGUUGGAUAAAAGUCAACGUUGAUGGGAGUCGUUAUGAAGCGAAUUGCUCCACUGCGAUUGGGGGAGUUUUACGAGAUUGCUGUGGGAAUUGGAUUGCUGGGUUUGCCAAUUCCUUUGGGUUUACCACAAUUGUUACUGCCGAGGUACGAGCGAUCAGAGAUGGUCUCUCCCUCGCUCAAUUGCUUGGAUAUAAAAAAGUUGAAGUUGAGUCCGACUCGCAGGUGGCCGUUCAACUCAUCUGUCAAUUAGAUACGGAAAAUCACCCUUUGGAUAAUCUACUGAGGGAAUGCAGACAACUACUGAAGAACAACGGAGAGUACACCAUCAACCAUAUCUUCCGAGAAGCAAAUGUUGUAGCAGAUGCCAUGGCAAAGAAGGGGCAUGCGAUGUUCGGUGGGGAGGAACUUUUCUCAUCGCCUCCGACAGAUAUUGUUCAUCUGGUGGAGGGCGAUAUAGCUGGGAUUCAAUAUGCGAGACCAGGGUGA
Molecule: messenger RNA, 681 nt
Organism: Linum tenue
Lineage: Eukaryota; Viridiplantae; Streptophyta; Magnoliopsida; Malpighiales; Linaceae
Source: the annotation of a GenBank genome assembly